GACAUUCAGAAUCCUUUGCUGUAGUUUGUAGCUUCAUUGCUUGCUUGAUUGAUUGUUUGCCUGCGGGGAGGGAUGAUUGGAUUCAGUGCUUCUAGUUUCCCCCCUAUAAUGGACUGUCUGUUCGUGGUCGCUGAUGGUGGAAGUGGCACGGGCGAUGGCGCCACACUGUCGUGUGGAGCGAUGGGAAGUAGAAUGCGUCGCACAUGCCAUGCGGGGGUGGAAGCUUCUGCUCCUCGUGACGGCCGCUUCUAGAGCUUCAACCUUCUGCAGAAAGUCUGGUCUGCAGUGAGCUGGAUGGCGACGACCGCGCGAGUCCAGAGGGCUGUUGAAAGUCGUUGUCGGGCCUGGUUUCGGGCUGAUCACGGUGGACGGAUCCUUUCUUGACUGGUUAGGUGGCGUUGUGGACUUGGAUGAGACCUGCUCGAGAAUUGCACAGGUUUCAUGCUAAUUUGUGGAAGACCCGCUCACAUUUUGCAACGCUGGAAAAGAUGUUUCUUUUGAUAAAUUUCCUGCUGAAGAAUUUCUACACCCGAAAUCUAUCAUCUCAGAAAUUGCACAGGUAUUCGUGAUAGUUCAGAACACACUCGAAAGGUGAUACGAAGGUUGGCUGGGAAUUGGACGAAUGAAAGAAAAGAAAAAAGAAAAAAAAAGCGCAGCGAAACGAGUUGUGGUCUCUUUAAAAAAAAUUCUGUGACCGACUUUAGGCAGUAGAGCCUUGCACAUGAGAUGGAAUUUUUUUAUAUGGUUGCUGUGUAUAAACUCAAAUUCGGGUAUCGUUGCUGACAGUAGUUGGCCAUGCAUACUACUCGAGCAUAUUUUUUUUCUGUGGAAAGAGUAGCAUGACUUGUGGUCCGUAUAAGCGCUUGGACUUAUCGUCUAAGUAGCUCACAAGCGCUUCAAGGGUAGCAUUGAUCAACUGGUAUUUCUACCCGUUUAUUCGAUUUCAUAUGACUCUUCUGCUGCAUCAGUGAACACGACAAUAUGGAAGAGAAUAUGGUUUUUAACUGAUUUUGCAGCGUGGUUCAGUAUUGGGUACGACAAAUUUUUGUUAUCAAAUAGGGCGUAAGACAUUCUUGCUAUAAUUCUCAAGGCACAAGCAUUUUCUGGUGUAUACCAAGCAUGGAACACAUGGACACUGACGACUUGAUUGUGGAAUUGCAAGCCUGUCCCAACUAUUCUGAUUCCUACAUGGGCCUUAUACCCCGGCGGAUGCAUCUUAUGUACAAGUACUUAGAUCUAAAGGGAGAAGAACCUUGGCCGUUCUUGGAGGAGUACUUUGGUGUUGCAUUGGCUUUUGCAGCACUUGGAGCGCUAAUCCACAACACAAAUAAGAUGGACAAUGAAAUGAAUACCAUCGAUCUUCACUCUCAGAGGGUGGCUCUCGAGUCCAUGUUGUCAAAAACCAUGGGCUGGUUGCACAAAAUAGCACAGGAUGCUCUGCAUUUACAAGAUAGAUUUACAGCAUCGGAAAUAGCUAGGGACAGAGAUAGUAUUGCUUGGAAGGAAGAAAAGGCCGUUCUUGUGAAAAAAAUUGAAAGUGCUGAAUUAGAGGUUAUCGAAUUGAAGAAGAGGAGGGAAGAGGACUCGAGAGCGAAUGAGAAGGUUGUGCGCAUUUAUGCCACCCAAGAGCAGACCUGGAAGAGUGAGAGAAAGAAGCUCCGUCAUGAAAUUGGUCUCCUACGGAAGGACCUGUUAAAGGCUGAAGUCGGUGAGCUGUGUGGAUAUAAAUCCACUACGAGAGGUAACUGUUGCGAGAUGUGUGAUCAGAUGGGAAAACAUUUAAAGGAGCUUCAAGCAGCACUUAGUGAAAAGCAGUCUCUUCUCGUGAUUGCCGUGGAGGAAGCUCGUUCAGCAGAUCAAAAACAUAAGGACUUCUUAGACAGACUUGCUAUUGCGGAGGGAGUUGAAGUUCAGUUGAGUCAGGAACUGGAGAAGGAGGUUGAAGUCUCCGUCAAGCGUCAGCUUCUCUUAUCUAUGGUGGAAAAAAAGAAGGAAGAAGUUGAAGAGAGGUUCUCAUGUUUACUUGAGGAGUUGAACACCACAAGAAAGUAUUUAAGUACUUCUAAUUCUGAAGUAGACAGGCUUCGGAGCGAGCUGGAUGUCCUAAGGCAGGAGAAUCAGUCUAAAGAUGCCGAAAUCAAUAGAAUGAUGGAAUUGGCACGGAUUACAUCAGAAGAGAUGAAGGAUCUUGCUAAAAAGUUUGAGCAGAUCCUGAAAGAGAAAGAGAUUGCUGAAAUAGAAAUAGAUUAUUGGAGAAGGCUUGCAGAUGACACAGGUGCGAAGCUGCGACCCAUCGCGCACAAGGAGGAGACUCAUUGGCAUGAAAUGAAAUCUUACGGGCCACCGAUGAAAUCUGACGAGCAACUUCGAGCCACCGAUGAAAGAUUGUCAGCUCUGAGGUCAAAACCAUUAGCGAUGAAAUCGGGAACUACUAACUCAAAGUCCCUAUCUCAACAGAUGGAGUUUGAAGCAUCAGCUAAUAAUCUGAACUGUAACGCUCUGGCUUUGUGCGACGAAAUAAAAACUGUACAAAACCCCAUAUUUGACUUUGAAAGGUUCGAUCACACUACGCAUCAACAAAUAUUGAAGGAAUUGCAGCUGGAGCUCGACGAAGCUAAGGAGAAGCUAAGGGUUCAGGAUCUUGAACACAAAGCCAUGCUUAUAAAACUCACUGAAAAAGGAGAGACCGAGCUACAACAAAAGGACUUACAACUUGCUACCGUGGAGGCGAAAUUAUGCCAAGUCUUGUUACAAUUGGACAAAAUGAAGCGAAAUGAAGUUCAAGUUUCUUCUGAACAAAGCGAAGAAAAGAUUUUUUUGCAAUACAUCAAUGAGGAUGAUCAGGAAGUACUGCCUGUAAGCACCAAGAAAGAGACUGAAAAAAAUAUACCUGCAAGCGAGACAAUUGAAGAUUCAAUGCAAAUUGAUCAGGAAGAUGAGGGGGAACUUGGUUUCGAAGUGCUCCUUCAUCAGGGGAAUUUAGAUCUGGAGAGAGCCUCAAAUACUCAAGAAAAUAAUAGCGCUGAUGUGGUUCAAUGUCACAACGCUUCAAGACUGGAACGAGUUUGCAGCUUCUCAUACGCAUUAGAUCCUUGCUCAUCGCCUAACAAGGACGAUAUUGUCGAAAAACCGCUUAAAAUAACUGAGUUUGACAUGGGCUUCACUUUCUCUACAACAGUCCAAAUUUUGAAAGUCGAGGAUAAUCCAGCAUUGUCUCAAAACCUCUCAAGGUCUCGCAGCUCUGUUAAAAGAAAACGAGAAACCAUACCCAGAACAAAUGAUAGCUCUGAAGAAGAAUCGGAUAGCGCAGUUUCAUAUGAGGAUAUUGAUGAUGCUGUGAUUCCGAUUCCUAUGAACGGUACACAACCGCUUGAUGAAGACCUAUUCAAUGCUUUGGGGCAUCAUUCUCGAAAUUCUUUAUCAACUCUUAGAGCAGGAUCACAUGAUCCUACAUCUCCAGUCUUCGCAGGAGGCAGAAUGGAAAGAACUGUUAUACAUACCAGGGAGGACAUCGAAAUUUUGGGCCUGGCAUUGGAAGUACGGAGGAUAGAUCAGCAACUUGCAGAGAUGGAGAAAGCUGGAGGUGUUGAAUCGUCGGAGAUUAUUCAAUUUAGAAUUCCAACAGCUAUGGUGGACUCGAGUCUCAGCAAGCAACCUAGGCGAUCCGCAGGGUUGGUAGAGAGGGUUAACCGACUCGCGAAGCAUAUGGGCUUCACAAGCCCAGUGCCAAUUGCUGUAAUCAAUUCAUUCGAAGAUGUGAAUCGAAUUUGCAUACAGGGUGCCGCAGAAUCAAAACAGGAUUCAAGAUCGAGUCCUCAACCAUCCGAAAAUCCCCCAAUCAAUUACUUAACCACUCUCCAGCGGAGGGCGGAGAUAGUUAGCGAAAAGCUUGUAGCAAUUCGAAACAAACUUCUGAAGUGCAGUUCUUCUGGUUCGUCAUUGUUUCCGACACACCAGUUGAUGGAUAAUGUUCAAGCUCACCUGCUUCAGGUUCAGACAGCAUUACGUGCCAGAUUGACUACGAUCACCAUGGACCCAGCUCACUCCAUUUCUGCUAAUCAACUAGCUCAAGUGCAUCCAAUGGCCAUCACUAUGGAGGAGCAUAAAAGUAGGCGCACAUUUGGAAGAGAACCGAAACAUAGAUCUUCAAAGUACCAUCUCUAUGCACAAGCUCUGCUCGGUUACUCUAUUUUGUACUCUGUUUCGCAAUGGCGAUAACAUUACCAUUUGUUUCCAAAAGUUCAACAAAAAUGCAGACUGGAUGCGGAGAUUUAUCACCCGACGCGGAAGGCCAAAACACAAUCUUUCCUGCGAAAGUUGGUCAUGCAUCUGCAUUAAUACUACAUCAUUAGCUGGCGAGAAUGACGUUGUACCAAGCUUACUUGAAAAUAAAAUGCGGCAUUAAGUUGCAUAAAUUUCAAGCAACUACAGAUUAGCACUCGACUUCAUUUGGACAUGAAGAAACCAUUGAUUAUGCCGCGAACCGAAUCGGAACACAUGGUCUGGUUCAAUGAGUUGUACAAUUUCAGAUGAAAACCGGAUUUCAUGACGCUAGAGUAUAAAAGACCUGCAGAGGGCAUAUGUGACAUGGUGGCCAUCUGUAUCUCGACGACAGGAUACACAUGCAGCUAUAAUGCUUUUCCCAAUGCAACAUGGUGUUAGAAAUCUGUUCCUACACAUCUAACUGCGAGUAACUAUUCCUACGGAGAUUAUGACUAGACAGGAACUCGUAUGCAGUGUUUAUUUUCAACACUAUUCAACCAGUCCUGAUCAGCAAUCUCCGUGUGCAUGGAAAUAGUAAUCCCAUCGAAAGUACUUUAUUCUCAGUAUUGAAGCCAGUAGCCCACAUAUUUGUCGAGGCUGUUAUUUGGCUACAUUUAUUGUUGAAGUGGUUCAAUACCAAUGAUUCCAAAAAUCAAUGACGACCUCAGGAGAUGAAAAGUGCGUCAAGUUGGUUCCUAUCUGCAAAUGUAAGUGUCGUUCCUUAAUCAAGUAACUAAGUGAGUAGCAAGAGGACCGUAUGUUCCUUCCCUCAAAGCUCUUUUUCCUCGGUUUCAUAAUAUUUAAAUAAAAUUUCUUCGCUACGUGCUCUAUGCUGGUUGCAUAUCUGAGCUAUUUCUUUUGCA
Messenger RNA from Physcomitrium patens, 5126 nucleotides. RefSeq lists its product as uncharacterized. The record is from RefSeq and is a predicted model, not a curated record. Lineage: Eukaryota; Viridiplantae; Streptophyta; Bryopsida; Funariales; Funariaceae.